Populus nigra (black poplar) is the source of this 2700-nucleotide messenger RNA. Its product is annotated as protein FAR1-RELATED SEQUENCE 11-like. The record is from RefSeq and is a predicted model, not a curated record. The transcript is spliced from 4 exons. Gene Ontology annotation, biological process: regulation of DNA-templated transcription. Bases 355 to 2583 code for a protein of 742 amino acids. Gene Ontology annotation, molecular function: zinc ion binding. NCBI's taxonomy places the organism in Eukaryota, Viridiplantae, Streptophyta, Magnoliopsida, Malpighiales, Salicaceae.
AAGCCUCUGAUUGCUUGAGUUGAUUUCUUGCGCAAAUCUCAGCAAAUGAGGGAGGGCCCUACUAAUCCCUACCCUACAUGACAAAAUCAAAACCCAAACGUUUCGAUCCAACGGCCAGAAAUCAUGCUGUGGCGUUGGACAAUACCAUGUAUCAUGACGGCGUACAAUAGCAAUCUCCCCUGUGAAUAGUUAUCGUUCUCCAUGGGAUGCGCUCUGCUCCCCUUCCGUUUAAUCACCCGCCACUUUCAGGUACCUUUGUCUUUCUUUUGAAUUCCAGGUUCGUUAUUGACCGUUAAAAUACUACCAAAUCCAAACCCCGUUGCUCGCAGGUCUGAUUGUAAAAAUUGGUUAGGAAUGUCAGAGGGAACAAAUAUGGUGAUGGGGUCUUCUGAGGAUGGGACAGAUAUAUCUCAAGAUGAUAAGGGCACCACGGAAGAAACACCUGAAGACGCGAUAUUGUUACGACAGACUUCAGUAAACCUUGUCCCUUUCAUUGGCCAAAGGUUUGCAUCCCAAGAUGCUGCUUAUGAAUUUUAUUGCAGUUUUGCAAAGCAAUGUGGUUUUUCAAUUAGGCGUCACCGUACUCGUGGAAAGGAUGGAGUUGGUCGAGGAGUCACGAGAAGGGAUUUCACCUGCCAUCGUGGUGGCUAUCCACAGAUGAAACUAUCUGAAGAUGGAAAGAUGCAAAGGAAUCGCAAGUCAUCACGUUGUGGCUGCCAAGCACUUAUGCGUAUUGUGAAGCGGGCAGAUUUUGAUGUCCCUGAAUGGCGUGUUACGGGCUUUAGCAAUAUCCACAACCAUGAAAUGUUCAAAUUGAAUGAAGCGCACCUCCUUCCUGCCUCUUGCACCAUUUCUCCAGAUGACAAGAGUCGCAUUUGCAUUUUUGCAAAAGCUGGAAUGUCGGCGCGACAGAUGUUACGAUUAAUGGAGCUAGAGAAAGGUGUGAAGCUGGGAUGCUUGCCAUAUACAGAAAUAGAUGUGAGAAACCUACUACUGUCUUUCAGAAAUGUUAAUCAAGACAAUGAUGCGAUUGAUCUUAUUGCAAUGUGCAAGAAACUGAAAGAUGAAGAUCACAACUUCAAAUAUGAUUUCAAAAUUGAUUGCAACAACAGGCUAGAGCAUAUUGCAUGGUCUUAUGCUUCAUCUGUUCGAUUAUACGAGGCAUUCGGUGAUGCAGUGGUUUUUGACACAACCCACCAUCUGGAUGCCUAUGACAUGUGGUUAGGCAUUUGGGUUGGAGUAGAUAAUCAUGGGAUGACUUGUUUUUUCAGUUGUGUACUUCUGCGUGAAGAAAAUAUGGAAUCUUUUUCUUGGGCAUUGAAGGCAUUUGUGAACUUCAUGAAUGGAAAGGCUCCCCAAACCAUAUUAACUGACCAGAACAUGUGGUUGAAAGAGGCUAUUGCUAUUGAAAUGCCUGACACUAAACAUGCCUUUUGCAUAUGGCACAUCAUUUCAAAGUUCUCAGAUUGGUUUUCUAUACUGCUUGGAUCAUGUUAUGAUGACUGGAAAGCUGAGUUUCUUCGACUCUACAAUCUGGAAUCUGUACAAGAUUUUGAGGAAGGAUGGAGUGAAAUGGUUGAGAAAUAUGAGCUUCAUGCAAAUAAGCACAUAACUAGUUUAUAUGCAUUUCGUUCAUUUUGGGCAUCAUCAUUUUUGAGGAAUUACUUCUUUGGAGGAACGAUGGAUAUAUGUCAGUCUGGCUCAAUUACUGCUUUCAUUCAGCGAUUUUUGAGUGCACAGUCUCGGCUAGAUUAUUUUGUAGAUGAACUGGCUGAUAUUGUUGAUUUCAAGCCAGAGUUGCCACAAAAGCUGCAUAAAGUUUACCUGAAAACAGGUUCACCCAUUGAAUCACAUGCAGCUUCUGUUCUUACUCCACAUGCCUUUGGUAAAUUCCAGGAAGAGCUCGUGUUAGCUCCACAGUAUGCAUCUUUUCCAGUAGAUGAGUAUUGUUUUCAAGUCAGACACCAUACUCAGAUUAGUGGUGGCUGCAAAGUCAUUUGGGAUCCUUGUCAAGGGCAUAUCAGCUGUAGCUGCAGUUGGUUUGAAUAUUCAGGCAUCCUCUGCAGACAUGUUCUUCGUGUUCUGUCAACCAAUAACUGUUUCCAAAUACCAGACAACUAUCUACCCACUCGAUGGCAGUGUGUUAGUUCAUCUUCCACUUCAAGGAUGCAUUCUGAGAAAAUCCAGUUACUGGAAUCCAUGGCUUCUACACUUAUGGCAGAAUCGGUUGAAACAGAGGAACGCCUUGAUGUUGCUUGCGAGCAAAUUUCCAUGGUAUUAUCACAUAUUAGGGACCUUCCUACACAGACACACGGUGAAAGUGCAUACAACUGCCCACCAGACUCCCUGAUUUUAACAGAGGUAGAAGAUUCUGGUGGAAUAGGUAACUUUACUAUUGAGAAUCCUGAUGAUCCAAUCACUCUAGCGAAGCUAAAAGAUAGACAGCCCAGAGUUGGAGUUGAUAUUUCUAGAAAAAGAAGGCAUCAUUCUGGUCCUUGCUGUGGGCAUUUUGGACAUGAUGCAACAGAUUGUCCAAUGACGAGAAGCGAACAAAUGAAUGGCACUACUCUAGGAUACUUGUAGAUUAAGAUACUGGAGAUAGUAGUUUUGGUAGAAACAAUCAGAUCACAGUUGUUGGUGUUCGUUUCUAAAAACAGUUCAUUUAUUCUUCCAAAUUUUACAUUGCAAAAAUUUGAUUUC